AUGGCUAUAAUGUUAUUACCUUCUAACUUAAGGGCGAUUAGGAUAAAGAGAAAAUUCCUAGUAGGGAUAUUCCCAUUUAACCUUAACAUCUUCUAUAUCCUAGGAACCUUAAAUAUUGUACCUAACGAACUGGUGCUUAGUGAUAAGUUUAGGGCUAGGAUCAUUACUAGCUAUUCUAAGGACCUACCGACCGUCGGGACCCUCUGGUCACUCGAAGGCCACGCCCUAGCAGAUACGCUCUAUACCGUAACAUGCAAGUUUAGCAAGAAGAAGCUACUAGUAGCAGGCCGCCGGAUAUAUACGGCCAAGGAAUGGGCAACCGUUCUUCUAAGGACCUAG
This is a messenger RNA of Thermothelomyces thermophilus ATCC 42464, 339 nucleotides long. RefSeq lists its product as uncharacterized. The record is from RefSeq and is a predicted model, not a curated record. The transcript has 4 exons. The coding region runs from base 1 to 339 and encodes 112 amino acids. Lineage: Eukaryota; Fungi; Ascomycota; Sordariomycetes; Sordariales; Chaetomiaceae.